AUUUUUUCAAAUUAUGCGCUUUUAUUAUGAGCUCAUUUGUUUAGUUGUUGUCGUUCGCUUUAUUUAUUUAUUUCCUUUAUUCUAACCCACUUCUAAAUGUACAAAGAGCAAAAAUAAUAACAGAGCUUUAAAAAUAUCACUUUUAUCUACCAUAGACUGGGUGAAAAUUUACCAUUAUAAUAUCAAGAAAAGCUGUGCACGAGAGAAGCGUACGCGCUGUAUUUGCAUGUAACGUCACUCAAAUGUCAGUGACAAAAGUACCCCCCCAUCUGACAAGACGUCUUGUGUCACAUGGGGAAAAAGUGUGCCAACUGUACAAGGCAGUUUUGUACGAUCUGAAAUCUAAAAGCAACCACAUCCUAAAAUAUCGUUACAAUGCCGUGCUGGCGAGAGCCCGUUUUGACGAAAAUAAGGACAUUAAGGAUGAAGUUCUUGCCAGGAAACUUCUAGAAGAUGGGUGGGCAGAGUUAAAUGCAACUAAACAUCCCCAUCCUUUCACAUAUCCUACUUCACCCGCAGGUGCAGCUUAUGAGAGAAAUCCCGUUUUCAAUGACGCCGAAUACGAUAUGUGGCAUCCACUAGAAAAGCAGCAAUAUCCGGACUACUUUGCAAGACGGGAAAAACGUAAAAAGGAAUUUAUUGAUGCCUGGGUAAAACGUUAUGGCGCCGUAUCCGAAAAAUAGCUGGAUAGUAUGCUUAGGUAGUUGUCUUGUAGAUGUGACUUCAUAUUGUUAUGACAAAUAAAACUUUGAAAAUACUGCUUGUUUAUUUUCUGACCAAUUUCAGUCUUUGUUCAGUAGUUUUUAUCGCAUUCUAACGUCAAUCAAGGGACAGACUAAAAAAAUUAAACAGUCUCAUCAUCCGAGCUUUAAAGUUGUCAUCAUUGUCCCUGCUCAUAUCCCGGCAGACACAGACGAAACAUUUCUGGUAUCUUAGGUGAAUGCAUAACCAGUACUUCUAGAUUCUUGUAAUCGCCGCAUUACGGCCUGGUUGUUACAUAGGUAUCCAUUAACACCAGGCAUUUGGUUAAAUAAAAUUAACUGAAGCUUAUGUACAUAUUUUAGUUGUUGGUAAUAUUUAACUAUUUCUACUGACAUUCUCUGUUUCGCAUACCAAA
Trichobilharzia szidati is the source of this 1117-nucleotide messenger RNA. The record is from the annotation of a GenBank genome assembly. Lineage: Eukaryota; Metazoa; Platyhelminthes; Trematoda; Strigeidida; Schistosomatidae.